UGGCGCUCGGCCAUCCAGAAACAAACCACUUCGAUGACUACUAAUAGUUAUAGCCAGAUGUACUAAUACACAACAAAUCACGGUCCGGGAGAGGGGCGAGCAAAUGAGUUCCUAUUUCGUGAAUCCCACUUUCUCUGGGAGCCUGCCCAGUGGCCAGGACUCUUUCCUCGGGCAGAUCCCCCUUUACCCGGCUGGCUAUGAUGCUCUGAGGCAUUUUCCGGCGUCUUACGGGGCAAGCAGCCUGCAGGACAAGACUUACACCACACCUUGUUUCUACCAACAGUCCAACACCGUCAUUGCUUGCAAUCGGGCUUCCUAUGAGUACGGAGCCUCUUGUUUUUAUUCGGACAAGGACAUUAGUAGCGCCUCGCCCUCCGGCAGUGGCAAGCAGAGGGGACACGGGGACUACCUGCACUUUCCUCCCGAGCAGCAAUACAAACCGAGCGGCGGGCAAGCCAAAAUUGUCCAUGACGAAGGCACCGACCGGAAGUACACGAGUCCUGUUUACCCCUGGAUGCAGCGAAUGAACUCCUCUGCGGGUACAGUAUAUGGAACUCAUGGGAGACGAGGGAGGCAAACUUACACCAGAUACCAAACGCUAGAGUUAGAGAAGGAAUUUCAUUUUAACAGAUACUUAACCAGAAGACGACGUAUUGAGAUUGCAAACGCUCUCUGCCUUACUGAACGCCAGAUUAAAAUAUGGUUUCAAAACAGGCGGAUGAAAUGGAAAAAGGAAAACAAAUUCAUAAAUUCCGCACAGCCCAGCAGCGAAGAAACAGAGGAAAAGUCAGGGGAGUAGAGUCAUAUUUAAUAAACGCUACCAGGCCUUUCCUUAGUGCUCACUAUUAUUUUUAUUAUUAUUUACCUGUGUUCCUUCUGCUACUAAAAUCCCAUAGGCUUGUCAUAGUCUAUUAAUUCCCCAAAGGCUUGGAUAAAAGAUGCACAUUUGCAAACAACUGUGGCUUUCUUUAAUGUAUGUAGAAGUCUAAGU
Molecule: messenger RNA, 991 nt
Organism: Tinamus guttatus (white-throated tinamou)
Lineage: Eukaryota; Metazoa; Chordata; Aves; Tinamiformes; Tinamidae
Gene: HOXA6
Product: homeobox A6
Biological process (GO): regulation of transcription by RNA polymerase II; anterior/posterior pattern specification
Cellular component (GO): nucleus
Molecular function (GO): RNA polymerase II cis-regulatory region sequence-specific DNA binding; DNA-binding transcription factor activity, RNA polymerase II-specific
Source: RefSeq, a predicted model, not a curated record